Molecule: messenger RNA, 4704 nt
Organism: Ziziphus jujuba (common jujube)
Lineage: Eukaryota; Viridiplantae; Streptophyta; Magnoliopsida; Rosales; Rhamnaceae
Product: putative disease resistance protein At3g14460
Exons: 4
Coding region: 185-3733 (1182 amino acids)
Biological process (GO): defense response to other organism
Molecular function (GO): ADP binding
Source: RefSeq, a predicted model, not a curated record
GUUAUCAGUUAAUUCCUGACCAAUUAGAAAAACAAUAGAAAAAAUAUAAUGAAUAGAUCUAGAAAUGGGAAACUUCCCUGAUAUUGAUGGUACUGUAUAUUGCCAAAGGUUUCAGGAAGUACUUCUGCUCAUAUCUGAGCUUUCAACUGGUGUUUGAAAUAGAGAUCUUCCCAAAGACAAAAACAUGGCAUUGGAACUGGUGGGUGGAGCUUUUCUCUCUGCUUCACUUCAGGUAUUGUUCGAGAGGAUGGCUUCUCUAGAGAUCGUUGACUUCAUCAGGGGAAAGAAACUCAAUGAAAAGCUGCUGAGGAAGAUGAAGAUUAUGUUGUUGUCAGCUGAUUCAGUGCUCAAUGAUGCUGAGAAGAAGCAGAUCAGCAACCCAUAUGUGAGGGAGUGGCUUGGUCAUCUCCAGGAAGCAAUCUAUGAUGCCGAGGACUUGUUGCAAGAGAUCAAUACCGAAGCUCUGCGAUGCAAGAUAGAAGAAGGUUUUGAUGAACAAGGAAGCAGCUCAGGUGGUCAUCAGGUACUGAACCUCAUCUCAACUACCUUUACUACUACAUUUAAUGAGCAAGUAGAACCAAAGAUGACAGAGAUACUUGAUAGAUUACAAUUUAUUUUGAAACAAAAAGAUAAUCUUGGAUUGAGAGGAGGUGAUACUGUUAAAAAUAGAUCUUUAGGAAGACUACCAACAACUUCUUUUGUAGAAGAAUCUAGUGUUUAUGGCAGAGAUGAGGACAAAGAAGCCAUCAUUAAGUUGCUGCUAGAAAAUGAUCACUGUAGGGGAAACAACAUGUCUGUGAUUCCCAUAGUAGGCAUGGGUGGGAUUGGAAAGACCACCCUUGCUCAAAUUGUUUAUAAUGAUGAGAGGGUGAAGGAAUGUUUUGAAUUCAAAGCAUGGGUUUCUGUAUCAAAUGAAUUUGAUAUUUUCAAAAUAACAAAAACAGUUGCAUAUAGAGUGAUUGGCCAUACAUUUAAGGAUGACCAGGACUUGGAUUUAGUUCAAUUGGAAUUAAAUAAGGCAUUGAAAGGAAAAAAGUUUUUCCUUGUUCUUGAUGAUGUUUGGAAUGAGGAUUACCAACAGUGGGAAGAGGUCAAGAAGCCUUUUGAAUGUGGAGCAUUUGGAAGCAAAAUUAUUGUGACAACACGCAAUGAAAGUGUUGCAUCUGUGAUGCAUGAUAGCAUCCCAGUAUAUCAUUUACGAACAAUGUGUGAUGAGAACUGCUGGAAGAUAUUUGUAAAGCAUGCAUUUAACAGUGUAGAUCCUUGUGCCUAUCCGGAAUUGGAAGAAAUUGGUAGACAAAUAGUCAAAAAGUGCCAAGGUCUUCCUCUAGCAGUGAAGUCACUUGGUAGUCUUUUGCGUUCUCAACUAAAUCCAGAAGAAUGGAAGAAUAUACUGAAAAGUGAUAUGUGGGAGUUGCCAACAGUGAAAAACAAUAUUCUUCCAGCUUUAUGGUUGAGUUAUCAUUAUCUACCUAUGCAUCUUAAACGAUGUUUUGCUUACUGCUCGGUGUUCCCAAAGAACUAUAAAAUUGACAAAGAAAAUUUAAUCAAGUUGUGGAUGGCAGAAGAUCUGCUGAAACCCCAAAAGAAGAAGAGAAUAGAACAAGUUGGAGAAGAGGCCAUUAAUGAGUUGUUAUCAAGAUCACUAUUUCGACAAGUAUUAAGAGAAUCUUGGUUCAAAAAAUCACCAAUUUGCUAUACCAUGCAUGAUCUUGUACAUGAUUUAGCCACAUUUGUAGCCAGAGAAUUUUGCUUAAGCUUGGAUGUUAGCAGCACAAAUAAGUUUCUCAACAAAGUUCGUCAUCUAUCACAUGAGAAAGAAGAAAAGUAUGACUUGAAGAAAUACGAAUAUUUAUCAACGGCUGAGAGUUUGAGAACUUUCUUCUUUCCAUCACAAUGUUAUGGCGUGAUACAAUUGCAUUUGCAAAACCUAGUGGCCAAGUCAUUGCCAGCAUUAACAUGCUUAAGGGUGUUAUCUUGGAAUGGAAGUUCUAUCACAGAGUUGCCUGAUUCCAUUGGGAAUUUAAAGCUUUUAAGGUAUUUAAAUUUAAGUGGGACUAAAAUUAAAGAGAUUCCCACUUUCCUUUGUACUCUGUACAAUUUGCAAACUCUAAUUUUGUCACAUUGUAGAGAACUGAAGUUGUUGCCAGCUGACAUGGGAAGGCUGAUCAACUUGCGCCAUCUUGACCUUGUGGACACAAACUUAGAAAGGAUGCCUAUAGAAAUUGGUAAUUUGAAAGACUUGCAAACAAUGACUAAUUUUGUUGUGGGAAAAUAUUGUGGCUAUACCAUGGAGUUAUUAAGAUAUCUUCAACAUUUGCAUGGAAAACUUUGUUUCUCAGAACUAAACAACAUAUUCAAGGUUGAAGAUGUGUUAAUGGCCAAAUUGACGGACAAGAAGUGCCUUACUGAAUUAGAGUUUUCUUGGGGCUUAAAUGGUUUUGAUAAUUACGGAAUGCAUAAAGCAGUACUUAAUGGGCUGGAACCUCACACAAGCUUGAAGUUACUCAAAAUUCAAAACUACAGUGGUGAACAGUUUCCAAAAUGGUUGGGAGAUCCUUCAUUUCGUAAUUUAGAAGAGAUACAACUUGAAGGAUGUGGGGAAUGUAGCAUUUUGCCACCUCUCGGGCAACUACCUUUUCUCAAACAUCUAAGUGUUACAGGAUUUGAUGAAUUGGUUAAAAUAAGUGAUGAGUUUUACUGCAGUGGUUGUUCAAUUUCAGCCAGGCCAUUUAGAUGUCUUGAAUUCUUAAAAUUUUAUGAUCUGCGCAAGUGGGAGGAGUGGUCACUUAUUGAUUCUUUCCUUGAUCUUAAGAAGCUUGUUUUGGGAUAUUGUCCGAAAUUAACUGCAUGCAUAUGUUUACCAAAUACCAUACAACAAGUCCACAUAGAAGAAUGCAGAAAUCUAGUAUUGGCAGGAAUAAUGCAGCACUGUCAUGGCAACCUUCAACGGUUGGAAAUUAGUAAGAGUUGUGAUAAUAUAAACUCCAUUGUUUUGGACUACUUCCCUAUGCUUGAAGUGCUUAGUCUGGAAUCUUGUGAGAAUCUGGAGUCACUUACAUGUUCAGAACAACCUCACCCACCUAUGCUGCCCUUUCGGACAAGGUUCCAACUAAAAGAUUGCCCAAAGUUUGUAUCAUUUCCCCAUGGUGGACUUCAUGCUCCCAAUCUGGAAGAUUUUCGCAUUGAAGAUUGCAACAUGUUAAGGUCACUGCCUGGACACAUGAACACCCUUCUUCCAUCUCUUUGCUUGUUGAGUAUAUCGAAUUGUCCAGAGCUGGAGUCAUUUCCAGAAUGUGGAUUGCCUUCAAAAUUAGAACAUCUUGAAAUUUCAUGUUGCAAUAAGCUAUUCUCCAACCGCAUGCUAUGGAAUCUUCAAACACUCACUUGUUUUCAUUCCAUACAAAUAUCCAACAUGGAUGAACAUGUGUUGGAUUCAUUUCCAGAGGAGGGGCUGCUGCCAACCUCUCUUAAUUGUCUCACAAUCAACUCGCUUCCACACCUUAAAGCUUUAAAUGGAAAUGCCUUUCAACAACUCUCCUCCCUUAAACGGUUGGGAAUUUCUCGUUGCCAAGUGCUCCAGUGCUUGCCAGAAGGACUUCCUCCAUCUCUUUCUGUUUUGACAAUCUAUGAUUGUCCUUUGCUUAAACAACGGUGCCAGAGAUAUAUUGGAGAAGACUGGCCCAAGAUCUCCCACAUUGCUCACAUAAAGAUGGAUUAUAGUUGCAUGUGAUGAUCAUUGAGCAUCAAGGCGUCAACUUCUCUUUUGCUUCUCCUACUUUCUCAUGGUUCCAUAUUUAUACCACUCCAUGAAUGUGAUGCAAGUUCUCUGGUUGAUCUUUUUCCUUAGAUUUGAUUGUUGGGGGAGCUAUCUGUCUUAGAUUUGAUUGUUGGGGGAGCUAUCUGUUCUUCCUAAGAUUGUUUUCUGUUACACUUCAUGGAUAGUUUGUUUGGAUGGAUGGAAAGGGAUGUUAAAUUAAAUGCUUGAAUUUCUCUGUUUUCUUCCAAUUUCAAUCUCGGGACUGUAUGAAAUGAUGCUGGUGGUUUGUUUUGGAUGCUUUUUUCUGCCUCCAAUAUGAAAGAGCUUGACAUCAUUGGCUGCUAGAGGUUGAGUCUCUGCCUGAACAGAUGCACAUGCAUGCAAUUAAACUCUCUCCUCUUACACACUUAAAAAUUAGGCCCUUCAAUGAAGUUCUGGAUUCAUUUUGCAGAGGAGGACAGGAUGGCCUCAGAACACCUUACCUCACUCGAAAAGUUGUAUAUAUACAUGUAUACAAAGUAUAUGUUACCUUUUGUAUGAUGGAGGAGGAUUGCCUACCCCAAAACAUGAAAAAGGUUUAUAAGGCUCUUCAAAUGCAGAAACGCCCAUCAAAUCCUUAUUCUCCUCAAAAAAUUUUGAGAUCUUUCAUUGCAGUGAGCUCCAAAGCAGGUGAAAGCUAGAAGAAAGGACAGCCCAUUUCUCCUUCUCAUUUGGUUGUUUUGCUAAAUGAUUUGCUAGAGAUUGCCUCUAUUUUCUCAUGUAUAUUAUGAGGCUGAAAUAGAUUUCUUAUCCAAACCAUAUAGAGCAACAGACUAUAUAUUAGGCAAGGACCAAGAUGUAUUUAACUAUUAAAUGCAAGGGGACAUUUGGCCCUAAUGCCAGCUGUUAAUUGGACUACUCAAGGCAUUGCAGCGCCAUCUGGAUCUCUACUUUGCUUUUUCUUU